Messenger RNA from Pseudozyma hubeiensis SY62, 690 nucleotides. RefSeq lists its product as hypothetical. The transcript is spliced from 2 exons. Gene Ontology annotation, cellular component: nucleus. The record is from RefSeq and is a predicted model, not a curated record. Gene Ontology annotation, molecular function: transcription coactivator activity. Gene Ontology annotation, biological process: transcription by RNA polymerase II. Lineage: Eukaryota; Fungi; Basidiomycota; Ustilaginomycetes; Ustilaginales; Ustilaginaceae. Bases 1 to 690 code for a protein of 229 amino acids.
AUGCCAGCGAAAGGAGGCGGAAACGCCAAGAAGGAAUCCGGUCGAGCCAAAAAGGCGGCCAACGAGGACAAGAAGGCGGCUGCUGCCGCUGCAUCUGCCGAAGCCGCCGAAGCAGCGCGCUGGGAAGAUCCCGUCGGUGGACGUGGCAAGACAGCCGCUGAGAAGAAAGCCGAGAAAGCAGCCGAAGCCGCCCGCAAAGCCGAAGAGAAACGUCAGCUGGAAGCCGAAGACGAUGCCGCCACCCCCACUGCUCCCGUUAAAUCCGCCAACAAGGGCAAGGGAGCGCCCAAGAAGUCGGCGCUCAAAUCAGGCGGUGCCACCGGUCUCGAUUCCACCCCGUCCUUCUCCGCCUCGAACCUCGAUGACGCCCUCGACGCCAUGUCGCUCGUCAACGAGCGCUCCGACAGCGCCAGCAAGGGCUCCGCCGCAGCCGGCAUCGAACGUCAUCCCGAGCGAAGAUUCAAAGCCGCCUUCGAGGCGUACAAGGAGAGGGAGCUGCCGAGGAUCAAGGAGGAUCACAAAGGGUUGCGUCUGCAGCAGUACCACGAUCUGCUGUACAAGCAGUUCCAGAAGCACCCGGACAAUCCUUUCAACCAGAUGAGCGUAGCGUACGACGCGACUAAGGAGGAAAAGAUGGCGGCGUUGGAGAGCAAAAGGAGUGAGAAGGAGAAGAGGUUGCGCGAUGCGUAG